Penicillium diatomitis is the source of this 870-nucleotide messenger RNA. Its product is annotated as S-formylglutathione hydrolase. The record is from RefSeq and is a predicted model, not a curated record. Gene Ontology annotation, cellular component: cytosol. The coding region runs from base 1 to 870 and encodes 289 amino acids. Gene Ontology annotation, biological process: formaldehyde catabolic process. The transcript has 4 exons. Gene Ontology annotation, molecular function: S-formylglutathione hydrolase activity. Lineage: Eukaryota; Fungi; Ascomycota; Eurotiomycetes; Eurotiales; Aspergillaceae.
AUGUCUGGCGUCACUGAAAAGGCACGCAUCGCCUCAUUUGGCGGCAAGCUCCUCAAACUGAGCCACAAUGCCUCGACUACCCGUUGCGAGAUGUCCUUCAAUUUGUAUCUGCCGCCUGGAGCUAUGGACAGCAGCGACUCUGGCAAAUUCCCCGUAUUGAUCUAUCUUUCUGGUCUGACUUGCACUGCGGACAACUGCUCGGAGAAGGGCUUCUUUCAACAUGCGGCCAGCAAGAAGGGUAUUGCUGUGCUGUACCCAGAUACUAGCCCUCGUGGCCUGGGCAUUGCUGGCGAGGACGAGUCUUAUGACUUUGGGUCCGGCGCAGGCUUCUAUGUCGAUGCGACCAAGGCCCCCUAUGACCAGGGUUAUAACAUGUACAGCUACGUGACUGAGGAGUUACCCCAGACUGUGUUCAAGGCGUUCCCGCAGUUGGACUCGAGCCGGGUGAGCAUUACCGGUCAUAGCAUGGGUGGACACGGCGCGCUUACUUUGUACCUGCGCAACCCGGGCAAAUACAAGUCCGUCUCGGCCUUUGCUCCCAUCGCCAACCCCAUCAACUGCCCCUGGGGCCAAAAGGCUUUCAAGGGCUACUUUGGCGAGGACCAGCAAGAUAAGUGGAAAGCGCACGAUGCGACAGAGCUCGUGAAGAAAUGGAAGGGGUCCGAUCUCGAUAUUCUCAUCGACGUGGGCACCGGAGACAACUUCUACAAGCAAGGCCAACUUCUUCCCGAACACUUCCAGGCUGCUGCCGACGAGGCCGGCCUCAAGGGCGUGAACAUUCGAUUCCAGCCCGAUUACGACCACUCCUACUUCACAAUGGCCACGUUCGCGGAUGACCACGUCGAGCAUGCAGCCAAAUAUUUGAAAUAG